Messenger RNA from Xyrauchen texanus (razorback sucker), 855 nucleotides. RefSeq names its product C-C motif chemokine 3-like. Gene Ontology annotation, biological process: neutrophil chemotaxis; lymphocyte chemotaxis; positive regulation of ERK1 and ERK2 cascade. The transcript is spliced from 3 exons. Gene Ontology annotation, molecular function: chemokine activity; CCR chemokine receptor binding. Gene Ontology annotation, cellular component: extracellular region. The coding region runs from base 192 to 488 and encodes 98 amino acids. The record is from RefSeq and is a predicted model, not a curated record. NCBI's taxonomy places the organism in Eukaryota, Metazoa, Chordata, Actinopteri, Cypriniformes, Catostomidae.
AUAAUGCUGGACUUUCUUUGUGUGUAGAAGAAUUCAUAGCAAAAUCCCCUACAACUGAGGGGUCUCCCACACACAAAACACUCCCUAUAAAGACUGAGAGCCAGGACAGUAAAUCACACAGCAAGUCCAGCUUGAGUGAUUCACAUCAUCCAACAGACUCUCUAUUAAUUCAUCUAGAUAUCCAGUAAAAUAUGACUGCCUCUCGCUACAUCAUUUUCUCCGCAGUUGUGGUGCUUCUGGCCUCAAUUACCCUCAGUGAAGGUUUUCGUAUUGGACCAAAGAGAUGCUGUUUUUCCUUUACGGACCGUCCCCUGCCCAUCAAAUUAAUUGUUGAGUACAGUAUGACAAGCCAGCAGUGCCCCAAUGAAGCCGUGCUAUUCAAGACAGUUAAAGGGCGUCAGAUGUGUGCCAGACCCACUGACUCAUGGGUUCAGGGGCACAUCAAGACUCUUGACAGCAAGCGCAUUGGUAGCCAGGGGAAUUUGUAACCAUGAUGGACUGCGUCCUCUGCUUUCUGAAUCUGUUUGAAAGCUUCUAAUUGUGGAGCAUCCUGAGAGGAGCUACAUAUGAGAAUAAAAAACCAAAAAAAAAAAACGCAAUUCCUGCACUCACCGACAAACGCAUUGUCACUAAUUGAUCAGCACACUGAAGCUAUGGGUUACUGAUCCAGAAUGUAUCUAAGUGUCUCUUUUCCCUGUUGUUUGAAUUGUUUACCUUUUUGACUUGUCUGUUAUUUAUCUUACUAAUGUAUUUCUAAAGAGAGUUUUCCCUGCUGAUACAGUAUUACAGACUAUAGCCUAAAAUAAUUAUAUGAUACAUAAUGGAAUAUAUAGAUUCUGACUAUUUCUAUAAAGG